GUCCCCUCCCCUGCGGAAAUGUCCAGCGGGCCUGUGGCCGAGAGCUGGUGCUACACUCAGAUCAAAGUGGUGAAGUUCUCUUACAUGUGGACCAUCAAUAACUUCAGCUUCUGUCGUGAGGAGAUGGGGGAAGUCAUCAAGAGCUCCACCUUCUCUUCUGGGGCCAAUGACAAGCUGAAAUGGUGUUUGCGGGUGAAUCCCAAGGGCCUGGAUGAGGAGAGCAAAGAUUACCUGUCCCUCUACCUGCUGCUGGUCAGCUGUCCAAAAGCCGAGGUGCGUGCCAAGUUCAAGUUCUCUAUCCUCAACGCCAAGGGAGAGGAGACCAAAGCCAUGGAAAGCCAGAGGGCGUAUCGUUUUGUCCAGGGGAAGGAUUGGGGUUUUAAAAAGUUCAUCCGGAGAGAUUUCCUCCUAGAUGAGGCCAACGGCCUUCUACCUGAUGACAAGCUCACGCUCUUCUGUGAGGUGAGUGUGGUGCAGGACUCUGUCAACAUUUCUGGUCAGAACACCAUGAACAUGGUAAAGGUACCCGACUGCCGGCUAGCAGACGAGCUGGGCGGCCUGUGGGAGAACUCACGUUUCACAGACUGCUCCCUGUGUGUGGCUGGCCAGGAGUUUCAAGCACAUAAAGCCAUCCUAGCAGCACGUUCCCCAGUAUUCAGCGCCAUGUUUGAGCACGAGAUGGAAGAGAGCAAAAAGAAUCGUGUGGAGAUCAACGAUGUGGAGCCCGAGGUUUUCAAAGAGAUGAUGUGCUUCAUUUACACAGACAAGGCUCCAAACCUGGACAAAAUGGCAGAUGACUUGCUUGCAGCAGCUGAUAAGUAUGCUCUGGAGAGACUGAAGGUCAUGUGUGAGGACGCGCUGUGCACUAGCCUGUCUGUGGAAAACGCUGCUGAGAUCCUGAUCCUCGCUGACCUGCACAGCGCCGACCAGCUCAAAACGCAGGCCGUCGACUUCAUUAACUACCAUGCUGCAGAGGUGAUGGAGACAGCAGGCUGGAAGUCCAUGGUGGCGUCUCAUCCGCACCUGGUGGCUGAAGCGUAUCGCUCCCUGGCUUCUGCUCAGUGCCCUUUCCUCGGACCCCCACGCAAACGCCUCAAACAGUCCUAACAGUCCCACAGGAAGGCAUCCACACACACUCAUACAAACUCACACCUUUGCACAUACAUGCACUCACAAAAACACACAGAUCCCCCCCCAACCCUCAAACACACAGGGACAACCUUUCCCCCUUGCUGUUACCUACUACACUACCUACAGCCUCUCCCCAAAUCUCCCCCUUCUGCCCCAUCCAGAACCUGCUGUAUUUAGUCUCUUCUAAAGAUGGAGGGAAGGAGGAGGAAGAGAUGGACGAGAGGGAGAAGUGGGAUUGUUAAGUGGAUGUUUUGUUGUUUACAAAGGAAAAAGAAAAACCCACAGCACCCUCUCCUUUCUCCUCGGCUCUGGUUUAGUGAGGUCUCUUUUCCGUGAAUAAAUCCAAAAUCCUUGGUAGUUCCUACUUUGGAAUCUGUUCAGGAGGAAGAACUGGACACAUGAACCCAACAAGAGCCAACCGUUUUUGAAACUUGGAGGCUUGAAGGACUAUUGCAGAUAAGGUCUUUUAAGUGUCUAUUUUAUCACAUGGCUUCUUUUUUUGCUCUGUUCUUAGUGUUUGGAGUAGAGCUGUGAGAGAAGCCCAAAAACUAAAGGACACGUGGGCCUGUGAGGGACUAAAGAAGAUGAAAUGGGCCUUUCAAACUAGAAGACCCCAAGAAAGACAACCAAGGGCUAGUCAAAAAAACAAAAAAGAAGCAGCAAGAGCAGAUAUGGGCCUAAAAUCAUCAAAUUUUCCCAAAGAAAGUGGGGAAAACAUUGCACUAAAUUCACAGGUCACCCCCGUGUCAACCCUUACCAGCAGUAAAGUAGAAAUACUGUAGGCAAGCACACAUUGACGCAAGCUUCUUGGACUAGAGACCCAGCUGGACCACCAAGAACAAGUACCCUUUAAGAAGAUUUAUCAGCAAGUGACAAAAAAAACCAACACAUGAUCUCCCAUGUAGAACUCUUCAAACUUCAUCUGCAUCUGUUUUCAUUUGUUUUGUUUUGUUUUGUUUUGUUUGUUUUUUAAUUAGUGGAGAAAACCAGUUUAAAAAGGAUACGGAAAAUAGCAACGCACAACUGGAUGUCAUUCUUGGGGAAAUUUGUUUUGUGUCUGGAUCUCUUUGUAGCCCUUGAGAGAAAAUGAUGUCCAAGGUGUAGACAGACAAACCUACUAGAAGACAACAAAGGGAGGUUAAGAAAUGGUUACAUUAGAGUCCGAUAAGGCGUGUCGAUGUUAUUUUAUGAGAGGUAUUUUUUUUUUCCCUCAAAAAUGUUAUUUCUAUUUUUUUUUCUUCAUGGGAAUUUGUACAGACACCAGUGCUUUUGAAGCUGUGUUUAAACAAAAGCAUUUUCAACAGAGAAAUUCUUUGCAGGCAUGAAGACUGAAGGGAAAUGAAAUUGAAAUGAACACGUUUUAAUGUUCAGAAUAGACAUAAUGUGAAACACAUGCACACCAAGGUAAAACCAUAUGAAAUACAUUUUUGAAGUUAUCAUUUUAACCUGGUGAAAAAUGGUAAUUGAUAGAAGGAACCAUUGUUGUUUCUUUCCUGUAGAUAUCGCUGAAUAUGAGAAGUGACACUUAGUUGUUGCCAUUUUUUGUUCCCAAAAGAAUAAACCACAACUAUUUUGUAUUGAAUGCAGUGCAA
Molecule: messenger RNA, 2723 nt
Organism: Maylandia zebra (zebra mbuna)
Lineage: Eukaryota; Metazoa; Chordata; Actinopteri; Cichliformes; Cichlidae
Source: RefSeq, a predicted model, not a curated record